AUGGCUUUGUCCCGCCACCAUGCAGCUCUAUCCACUCCGAGGAGCGUGGAGGAUCUCGUGCAAGAAGCGCAGCAAUUCGAGUUCAACACAAAUCGUCCUCUGCAACAAUGGCUCCGAGCGGCGAAAAUGCUCCUCACCGAGGCCUCCAUAUGCGAGCAAGAAGGCAAUUUAGCCACUGCUUAUCUAUAUCUUUACCGCCAUGCCGAUCUCAUUCUGAGCAAAUUGCCUGAGCACCCAGACUACCGAGAUCCACGUUACAAGCUCGAGUUAUCACAGGCUCGAAAGACUGUCCAGCGAAACCUUGUGAAACUUGAACAAUGGAAACCACGAAUCACCCAGGACUACCAGCGUUAUGCCAAGGCGAUGGAUAGACGAAGUGCAGAGAGGCAACGCGCGCAGCAAGAAUUUGACCAAGCCGCAAGACGACUGUCAUACGAUCCUUCUCGCAGAACCUCAAUUGCUUCGAUGAGCAGCCGUCCUCCGAGUCCAAUCUCAUCAUUGAGUGCAAUGGACAAUAGAGAGUUCGCUGUCAAUCUUGCUCAGCGCGAAUUGAAACGUCGCGAUGCAUCAAGAAAGUCGACGACGGAGGCAGGCAUUCCCGCCGCGACUGUAGCAGAACGACGUCGUGGCCUCGUGGCACCGGACUAUGGCGAUUAUGCAGGUACACACGGACCUUCACAAGGACAUGAUGACGGUGUGCGAGCAGUUGGCCAGCAGUUGCAGCAACAAUCGCUUCGAUCUCGCAAUGGAUCGAAUGGGGACCAGUCGAUGAGUUCAACAUUCAGUUAUCCAUCGGUGCCUCAAAAAGAAAGUCGUAUGGAAUGGAAUACGCCACCGACUCAGCCCUCCAUGCCCCAAUCUCGAUAUACAAUGCCGAUUCCACCUGCUCGUCCAGCAAAGGAAUCGCUCCACAAACACAGCGCCUCUGAACUUCCAAGACGUCAGCCUCCUCCCAGGCCCCCACGACCAGAUUCUCUCGAGACGCCCGGGCCCCCACCAUCUUCUCCUCAAGUGCCCUCAAAGUACACCUUCAAACCGACCGCUUUCACCGAAGCCGGUGCACCCCUCCGCACCGUCCUACUUCCACCGGACCUUCGCACCCAAUUCCUCAAUCUCGCAGACCCCAACACAUCCCGCAACCUCGAAACAUGCGGUAUCCUCGCCGGAACCAUCAUCGCCAACGCCCUGUUCAUCAACACUCUCAUCAUCCCAGACCAAACCUCCACCUCAGACACGUGCGACACCACCGACCAAGGUGAGAUCGAUCUGUUUUCCUACUGCGACAGCAAUGACCUCCUAGUCAUGGGCUGGAUCCACACUCACCCUUCGCAAUCCUGCUUUCUCUCUUCACGAGACCUUCACACCAGCUCCGGAUACCAAGUCAUGUUGCCCGAAGCCAUCGCAAUCGUCUGUGCACCACGACAUAAUCCCGACUGGGGCAUUUUUCGCUUGACAGACCCGCCUGGCCUGCCACAUGUGCUGGAGUGCAGGAAGCCGGGAAUUUUCCACACGCACGACGAGGACCGGUUGUACACGGAUGCACUUCGACCGGGCCACGUGGUUGAAGGGCCAGGUCUGCAGUUUGAAGUGGUGGAUUUGAGGAAAGGGAAGAUGAAAGUGACGUCGUAG
Molecule: messenger RNA, 1629 nt
Organism: Cercospora beticola
Lineage: Eukaryota; Fungi; Ascomycota; Dothideomycetes; Mycosphaerellales; Mycosphaerellaceae
Gene: RFU1
Product: Rfu1p
Biological process (GO): protein K63-linked deubiquitination
Cellular component (GO): membrane; endosome
Molecular function (GO): metal-dependent deubiquitinase activity; protein binding; K63-linked deubiquitinase activity
Source: RefSeq, a predicted model, not a curated record